Messenger RNA from Phytomonas sp. Hart1, 1362 nucleotides. The record is from the annotation of a GenBank genome assembly. NCBI's taxonomy places the organism in Eukaryota, Euglenozoa, Kinetoplastea, Trypanosomatida, Trypanosomatidae.
GGAAGUAAACAUAAACUGGAAUCAAAGGGUCUAGAAUUUAGCCACACCUCCCUCUCCCUCCCUUAUAAAUUACUUGGAAUUAAAACUUAAUUUGACCAUACCAACCCUUGAUAUCCUGAAAUUAACUUGUUAAAGUGACAUGCCCCUUCCAUUAGAUUUUAAACCACCUGCUAAUUGGCGAAAGCUUUUCGAUCAACUCGCGCAAUACCGCCAAACCUUGACAGCACCGGUAGACACAGUAGGCUGCCAUUGUUUAUAUGAUUCGAAAGCCCCUAAGGAAACCAAAAGGUUUCAAAUAUUGGUGGCUCUCAUGCUGAGCUCCCAAACCAAAGAUCAUAUUACUGCUGCUGCCAUGGAGAACCUGAUGCGGCACAAUCUCACACCACAAACUGUGGUGCACAUGCCACUCAAUCAAUUCGAUGUGUGCAUUGAGAAAGUUGGCUUUCAUAACACAAAGGCGAAACAUAUCAAAGGGGCGGCUGAAAUUAUCGUGACGCAACACAGCGGGAAUGUACCAACAACCUAUGAAAAUCUUAUUGCGCUUCCAGGAGUGGGCCCGAAGAUGGCUCAUCUUUUCUUUCAGAGUGCCGAUCAAAAAGUGUUUGGAAUUGGCGUCGACACGCAUGUGCAUCGUAUCUCAAAACGCUUCGGUUGGACACCUGAGAGCUGUAAAACCCCUGAGGAAACUCGAAAGGUACUCGAAUCAUGGCUUCCUCGGGAUCGGUGGGAUCAAGUAAACAAGCUUCUAGUGGGUCUGGGGCAGACGGUGUGCCGGGCUGUCAGCCCAUCCUGUUCAGAUUGCCUGUUGAAUGAAAUCUGUCCUAAUGCGUUUCGAGAAACUCGAAGUGGGAAGCGCCCAAGGAGUGGGACUCCUAUCGCAGAAAUGGUGAGUGACAUUGAGGACCAAAUUAAGGUCACGAAGAAAACAUCCAAGAAGAAGUUAAUGAGAAAAAAAAUAUAAGAAAAGAUUCGGAAAAUAUAUCGACAAAGAAGCAGUAGUUGCUCUAGAGGUAUAUAUGGGAAAAGAAGGAGAGGGGGAAGAGGUGAUGGUACUACCUCACCUUAUUAGACUCCAUUUUUUCCUUUUAGUUUCUAAUGAUUCGCUCCUAUCUAUAUAAUUUUUUAUCUUGAAAAAAUUAUAUCACGAAUGGUAUUUCUAUUUCAUUAUUGAUAUUCCGUAACUCCACAAUGUUGUGAUGUUACUUGCCUAUUACUUUCCUUUAUCUGUUUCCUGCUUAAGUUCUGAAAAACUUAAAGAUGGAAGAGUGUCCCUUCUGUGUUUGUUUAUUUUACCUUUCUUGAAAAAUGGGAGUAAAGCUAAAAUAAAGAUUCGGCACUGGUGCAUCUUUAACUCGGUAUACU